Molecule: messenger RNA, 3007 nt
Organism: Hyaena hyaena (striped hyena)
Lineage: Eukaryota; Metazoa; Chordata; Mammalia; Carnivora; Hyaenidae
Gene: EXD2
Product: exonuclease 3'-5' domain containing 2
Exons: 10
Coding region: 127-1992 (621 amino acids)
Biological process (GO): nucleobase-containing compound metabolic process
Cellular component (GO): nucleus; cytoplasm
Molecular function (GO): nucleic acid binding; 3'-5' exonuclease activity
Source: RefSeq, a predicted model, not a curated record
UGCGCGCAGGUGGCGGUGGAGGGUUCCAGCUCUUCAGCGUGAGGUGCCGCAGGUGUUCGGAUUGGGGUCCCGGUCGCAGAUUGUGGAAUUACUGUUAUGCUUUCCUAAACCGCAAAAAAGCUGAAGAUGUCUAGAUACUUAACGGCUUUGACAGUGACCACCCUCGUCGGUGUGGCCGUGGGGGGGUUUGUCCUGUGGAAAGGCAUCCGGCGCCGGAGAAGCAAAGCGAGCCUUGACCCCUGGCAGCAGUGGCGGCAGCAGCAAGCCCCGGGCAGGAGGGAGCAGCCCCCCCCAGCAGACGACCAGCUGCGCUCCGGUGCCCCCGGAGCCUCCUGGAAGGAGAAGAUCCUCGAAGCCAAGGUGGUGACUGUGUCUCAGGAGGCAGAGUGGGACCACAUCGAGCCCUUGCUUAGGAGCGAGCUAGAAGAUUUCCCAGUACUUGGAAUCGACUGUGAGUGGGUGAAUUCGGAAGGCAAAGCCAGUCCCCUGUCACUCCUUCAAAUGGCCUCCUCCAGUGGCUUCUGUGUCUUGGUUCGCUUGCCAAAGCUGAUCUGUGGUGGAAAAACGCUACCAAAAACAUUAUUGGACAUUUUGGCAGAUGGCACUAUUUUAAAAGUUGGAGUAGGAUGUUCAGAAGAUGCCAGCAAGCUGCUGCAGGACUACGGCCUCGUUGUUAAGGGGUGUGUGGACCUCCGGUACCUAGCCGUGAGGCAGAGAAACAAUUUGAUCUGUAAUGGGCUCAGCCUGAAAUCACUUGCCGAGACGGUUUUGAACUUUCCACUUGACAAGUCCCUUCUGCUUCGCUGCAGCAACUGGGAUGCCGAGAAUCUUACAAAGGACCAGGUAAUUUAUGCUGCCAGGGAUGCCCAGAUUUCAGUGGCUCUCUUUCUCCAUCUUCUUGGAUACCGUUUCUCUAGGAAUUCAACUCUAGAUGAGAACGAUGGCCCCGCGGGCUGGAGGAAAGUCUUGGAGCAAUGCCAGAAUGUGGUAGACCUCCCGUUCCGAAGCAAAGGAGUUAGCCGCCUGGGGGAAGAAGUUAAUGGGGAAGCAGCAGAAGCCCAGCAGAAGCCAAAAAAUAAGAAGUCUAAGAUGGAUGGAGUGAUGCCAGGCAACCACCAAGGGAGAGACCCCAGGAAGCACAAAAGAAAGCCCCUGGGGGUGGGCUACUCGGCCAGAAAGUCACCACUCUACGAUAACUGCUUCCUCCAUGCUCCUGACGGACAGCCCCUGUGCACUUGUGACCGACGGAAAGCUCAGUGGUACCUGGACAAAGGCAUUGGAGAGCUGGUGAGUGAGGAGCCUUUUGUGGUCAAGCUACAGUUUGAACCUGCAGGAAGACCCGAAUCUCCAGGAGACUAUUACUUGAUGGUGAAAGAGAACCUGUGUGUAGUAUGUGGCAAGAAAGACUCGUACAUCCGGAAGAACGUGAUUCCACAUGAGUACCGGAAGCACUUCCCCAUUGAGAUGAAGGACCACAACUCCCACGAUGUGCUGCUGCUCUGUACCUCCUGCCACGCCGUCUCUAACUACUAUGACAACCACCUGAAGCAGCAGCUGGCCAGGGAGUUCCAGGCCCCCAUUGGCUCUGAGGAGGGUCUGCGCCUGCUGGAAGACCCCGAGCGCCGGCAGGUACGUUCUGGGGCCAGGGCCCUGCUCAACGCAGAAAGCCUGCCUGCUCAUCGGAAGGAGGAGCUGCUGCAAGCCCUCAGAGAGUUUUACAACACAGACACCAUCACGGAUGAGAUGCUUCAAGAGGCUGCCAGCCUGGAGACCAGGAUUUCCAAUGAAAACUACGUCCCUCACGGGCUGAAGGUGGUGCAGUGCCACAGCCAGGGCGGGCUGCGCUCCCUCAUGCAGCUGGAGAGCCGCUGGCGUCAGCACUUCCUGGACGCCAUGCAGCCCAAGCACCUGCCCCAGCAGUGGUCCGUGGACCACAACCAUCAGAAGCUGCUCCGGAAAUACGGGGAAGACCUGCCCAUCAAGCUGUCGUGAUAGCUGCUCUCCUCCCAGGCAAGGACAGCUGGGACGCUGAGCCAAGACACAGCAAAUGAAGGAUUCUUCCCUGAAGUGACUUGUCAAGUUGCUCAGGUUUUUAGUACAUCUCUUUCCUGUGCAGUAUGCUGGUUUUUCUGCAACAGGGGCGGUCAAGGAUUUUAAUCCCACCGGGACAGGAGGGGAGAAAACAUUCUUCCAGAGGCUAGAGAGGUGAAUAAGGAGCCAGAUUCGUUUUUCCAGUUCAAGCUCAUCUUCAUUAUAAAUUCCUUGGCUUAAUGCUCUCCCACAGCUCACCUGGUUGAGAUCCAUCCCCUCUAGGUCACUUCAGUUUCUUUCCAUACUUGAGAAUGCUCCGCUUUCCACGUCUAGGACCAAAGCAGCGACUUCCUGCCAUAUGCUUUCACCCGAACACUGGAGGAAAUCCUUUGCUGGAAGUGGGCCUUGAAGCUGGCUGGGGCAGAGAGAAGCAGGAGCAACCAUCUCUCAAGAGAACUCUGAUACCUGCUCGGCUUUCCCUUUCAUGCUCUUUGUUGUCUGUCUGAUGCAGUCCUGUCCGGAAGUGCAAGGUUUUCAGCUUAAUCCCUUUCUGAGAAGAAGAUUAUCUUCUGUCAGAAUCAGUAUCCGGCCCCUUCCGUGUUCUGUGUUCCAUCAGAUUUGUAACACUGACCUCUUCUAAGCACCUAAUUCUCUCCUGGAGUCCUUUGGUCAGGCUGCCUUGUGAGGCUUUGUCCACCUCCCCUCAAGCCUGGGCCUCCGUUAACGUGUUCAGAUGUUCAAAACGGUGAUGUUUCAUCUUUUUAUGUGAGGCCGCCACUUUGAGCAUGAAAUCAAGUUUUAGUAGUGAUUAGUAUAUUUUCUAAAGUUUUAGGAACACUUUUUUACCCUACAAGAUCUUAGAAACUUGAAAAAGAAUUUUAUGGCCAGAAUCCAACAGGAGCUGUUUUGAAAUUGUGCCCGAGUUGGUGAUGGUUGUCCUAACACUGAUAAAUAAAACUUCUAAGCACAAAGCUCA